Cyphellophora europaea CBS 101466 is the source of this 1071-nucleotide messenger RNA. RefSeq lists its product as uncharacterized. Gene Ontology annotation, biological process: nucleotide metabolic process. The transcript has 2 exons. Bases 1 to 1071 code for a protein of 356 amino acids. Lineage: Eukaryota; Fungi; Ascomycota; Eurotiomycetes; Chaetothyriales; Cyphellophoraceae. The record is from RefSeq and is a predicted model, not a curated record. Gene Ontology annotation, molecular function: ATP:ADP adenylyltransferase activity; ATP binding.
AUGAACCUUGGGCUCUCGUCUCUUCGGUCAGCGGUCAAGCGCAAGUUCUCCGCCGCCCGUCUAGCGGGAGACCUCACCUUCUCCGACACUAAAUUGACUAUCCUGAAGACACGACAAGGAGUGCCUUUCCAACUUCGGUACUGUCCAGCCUUGGCGAAGAAACCCAUCGAUAACAUCGCUCCUCCAAAGGACGAAUCCAAGGCUUCGAAGCCCAAAUUCGAUCCUUUUGCCAAUCCAAGCUCAGAGCUCCUCGUCGCUAAUGUGCCGCCGCCGAGCCCAUCCCAUGCUCUCGUUCUGAACAAGUUUCCUGUCAUCCCGAACCACUUCAUCCUCGCCACGAAAGAGGACAAGCCGCAGACUGACCUCUUAGAUCCCGGCGACUUGGCAAUGACUUAUGCCUGUUUGGAAGCCUGGCCAGAAGAUGAAACGGACUCUGGCUCCGCCGACGACGAACUAUUUGCCUUCUUCAAUUCUGGCCCUCACAGCGGUGCGAGCCAGCCACAUCGCCACCUGCAGUUCCUCCCAAUACCAGACAUGAAAACGGGUCUCACAGACCCCGAUGCAGCCUCAUGGCGACCUCUCAUCGAGAGCCUUUCAACGCCACACGCUAUCUCGGAGCCCUACCAGCUGGCUCACAACCCGACUUUCCCCUUCACAGCUCUAUCCACAGCGCUCCGUCCGGGCCUCACCCCCGCUGAACUAUACGACCGCUACAUCACUCUACUUCGUGCGGCUUCGCUUCUCACCGCCGAAACCUCACACGUCCCAUCGCUACAAGACCUCACUUCUGCUCGCAUCACCGACCCGGAAGACUCGAAACACGUGUCCUUCUCCUACAACCUCGCGCUCACGAGAGAUCGCAUGGCCAUCUGUGCGCGUCGCGCCGAGGGCUUUUCGAUUCCUGGCUUGCCAGACAGUCACGUCGCCCUCAAUUGCACGGUGCUCGCGGGGACGAUGAUGGUGAAGGAGUGUGCGGAGUGGGACGCACUGAGGAGCGCACCUGAAGCGUUGGACGGGCUGCUGGCCGAGAUAGGAUAUCCCCCUUGGAGGGAGGACGGUGUGAGGUUAUGA